AUGUUGGCAGACAGACGGGCUAUCAAAGAAAACAAAAUUACUUUGAGAAGAGAAGUGAGAGAAAAUAAAAACAUAAUAAUAAAGGAAAUUUGGCGGCUAAGCGGAGCUCCGGCUGUCGCGAACUUUUUUUUUUUUUUUACGAACAUUUUCUUGGAUCAAUUUAAUUUUCUUUACUUUCCCUUUUCUUCCUGUGUCGAGAUGGCAAGUGGAGUCACCAACGGGAAGGUCGCUGCGGAGAGGGUCUCUGAUGAUGAAAUCUGUGGGAUAUGCUUCACGAAGAUUUACCCCUUUGAUAAUCCAAGAGGCCGAUUGAACUCCUGCAGUCACAUUUUUUGUGCAUACUGCAUCAAGGAAUGGGCGCAGAGCACAAACGUCUGUCCUCAUUGCAAGGCCCGGUUUACUCGCAUCUUCACUGUGGAUCCAGAAGGAAAGGAGGAGAUCACGAAGGUAAGAAAGCGAAACUACAGACUAUGGGAGGAUGAAGAGGAAGAAGAAGAAGAUCAGAACAAUAGGGAUGACAAUCGGGUCUCGACGCCUAUUUUUUUCGUGUGUCAUGUGUGCGGUGAGAGCGAUAAUGCGUCUCGGAUGAUUCUUUGUGACCGCCGACAAUGUUCGAAUACGGUGCAUCUCGACUGCGUAAAUCUGUCAGAGCAGCCAGCGGGGUAUUUUUGUCCCGAUUGCACACGGCUUCGUGCAUCAGUGUCAGUUGCCAUCACUUCCUCAUCCCUUUCCUCGGCAACUCUGUUGGCAGCGACCGACGCGGUGAGUGAAACACCUCUCAACAGUGAACGUCCAAAGGAUGAUGCUAAUGAUACGGAUAAUAGUACGCCUCUAGUGGCGUCCCACCCAGAAGCCGUUCCUCCAUGCCAGAUAAACGGCAAGAAAGUUUUUGUUGCGCCCCCAGCGUGGCUGCAAGAGGCAGUUGAACGCAGUACUUCGCAACAUUUGGAGGCACGGCGACCUUUACCUUUGGAAGCACCGACAAUAUCAAGCGACUUUGCACCUCAAACAAGUUCUGUUCCUCAUGAAACGAGAAGGAGUGGGGAAACGCCGACGGUGUUGCCGGAUGAAGAUGAAGAACUACACCGUUCUGCGGAGGCAGCUAUGCAACAAUUUACUCAACGACAGGCGCAGAAGGAGCAGCAAAUACGUCAUCGUCGACAGCGCCAACCUGGAAGUCCUUCUUAUGACCCUGCUCUGCUUCGAGCCACUGCACAACGAAGUAAACGGUUUCACAGUAGUGCUAACGUGCCUAUGGGCUGCGCGGAAACUACCGACGUAUUGGACCCCGAGUCUCGACACCGUGAAGAGGAGGCUCUUGCGCGCCGUCUUGCCCUGGAAAUACUUCCCAUUCUUCGUCGAAAUCGUAUUCUUCAAGAACAUAGAAUCUAUUUGGGUGAUAAUGGGAGUAUUGUUGCGGCUUCUUUGCCUUCAAAAUUCGAGGGAGCGCAAGGUGAAAGAGAUCUUUACAAUCACGCCAUGACGGAGGGUAGACGCAUCGCCCGAGAACGCAUGGAGACCAAACUGGGGGAUGCUCGGCGGAGAAAGGAGCGUCUUAUCAGAGUGCAAGCUCAGAGAGAGUCCGUCGCCUUGGCGAAGCUCGCAAGAAUUGUUGCUUCCCACCGGGCUGUCCCAAGGAUGAAAUGA
This is a messenger RNA of Trypanosoma cruzi, 1647 nucleotides long. RefSeq lists its product as uncharacterized. The record is from RefSeq and is a predicted model, not a curated record. Bases 1 to 1647 code for a protein of 548 amino acids. The transcript has a single exon. NCBI's taxonomy places the organism in Eukaryota, Euglenozoa, Kinetoplastea, Trypanosomatida, Trypanosomatidae.